Messenger RNA from Vitis riparia (riverbank grape), 3827 nucleotides. Its product is annotated as probable disease resistance protein At5g63020. The coding region runs from base 535 to 3246 and encodes 903 amino acids. NCBI's taxonomy places the organism in Eukaryota, Viridiplantae, Streptophyta, Magnoliopsida, Vitales, Vitaceae. The transcript is spliced from 3 exons. The record is from RefSeq and is a predicted model, not a curated record. Gene Ontology annotation, molecular function: ADP binding.
CACUGCCUUCCUUGUUUGAUUGGUUGAAAUUGAGAAGUACUGACUAAAUUGGUUGAAAUGUAUGGGGGUAUGCACAAUGCACGCCAAAUGUUUGAUGAAAUGCAUGACUGUAGUUUUGACUUUUGUGGCAGUCGAUGAUAAAUGGGUAGUCAUUGAAUAUCGAUAGGGAUUGAGUGGUUUAUUUCCUUUCCCAUUCUUUUUUCUCUUACUCUGUUGCUUUGACUUUGCCUUGAGAGCAAGAAGAAAUUUUCCUCGAAAAUUGUUCUUGGAACUGCUUUUGGUUAGAGUUACUUUGGCCUUUGCAUUUGGGUACUUCAUUUAUGGUGUUUGUUGAUGCAGAAUUUGGACUUCAGAGUUAGAAUUGAAUUAUACUGGAUUUCUUGAGUAUGUGACGUCUUCCCCUAGCUUUGUGUGUUGCCUUGGGUCUUUAAAUAGCGGUCUUACUCAUCUGCUUUUUUUUUUUUGCACCUCUUUUCUUUUUGUUUGUAUGAUUGAAUACUAUCAGAAUCUUGUUGCUCUCAUCUCCUAAGAAACAUGGAUUGUGUGAGCCCAAUUUUGGAUAUUGCUGCUUGCAUAUGGGAUUGCAGUGCAAAGCGGGCAGUCUAUAUCCAGGAACUUGAAAAAAAUCUCAACUCUCUGAGAAAUGAAAUGGUAGAAUUGAAGAACAUGGGUGAAGAUGUGAGGAGACGAGUUGAACUUGCAGAGCAGCAACAAAUGAUGCGCAGGAGGGAAGUGGAUGGCUGGCUCCAAAAUGUAGAAGUUAUAGAAAGUGAAGUGUCCAGAGUUCUGCAAGAAGGCGAUCGAGAAGUCCAAAAGAGAUGUCUCAGAAGUUGUCCCAGGAACUGUUGGUCAAGCUACAAGACUGGAAAGAUGGUACGGAGAAAGCUUGAUGCUGUCUUUAAACUAAAGAAUAAAGGAAGUUUUGACGUUGUGGCUUAUAGAGUUCCUUGUUCUCUGGUGGAUGAGAGGCCUAUGGAAAAUACCGUAGGCUUAGAUCUUACCUAUGAGAGGGUUUGUAGCUGCCUCAAAGAUGGGCAAGUGGGAAUCAUCGGCUUAUAUGGAAUGGGGGGUGUUGGCAAAACAACCCUUUUGAAGAGAAUCAACAAUGAAUUCCUUGCAACAAGCCAUGACUUUGAUAUUGUGAUUUGGGUAGUGGUGUCCAAACCAGCAAAGAUUGAAAAAGUUCAGGAAGUCAUUCGAAACAAAUUACAGAUCCAAGAUGAUCUGUGGAAAAAUAGAACUGAGGAUGAAAAGGCUGCAGAAAUAUGGAAGUAUUUGAAGACAAAAAAGUUUGUGUUGUUGUUGGAUGAUAUAUGGGAGCGUCUUGAUCUUUUGCAAGUAGGGGUUCCUCUUCCGAAUGAUCAGAAUAUGUCCAAGAUUGUAUUCACAACCCGAUUAGAGAAUGUGUGCCAUCAAAUGAGGGCUCAAGAGAGGAUUAAACUAGAGUGUUUAGAAUCUACAGAAGCCUUAGCUUUAUUUCUGAAGGAGGUAGGAGAGGACACCUUAAAUUCUCAUUCAGAUAUAUUGAAGCUUGCAAAAGUUGUUGCUGAAGAGUGCAAAGGCUUACCUCUUGCACUCAUUACUAUUGGACGGGCGAUGGCUAGCAUGAAUGGUCCCUUAGCUUGGGAGCAGGCAAUACAAGAAUUGAGGAAAUUUCCAGCUGAAAUUAUAGGUAUGGAGGAUGAUUUGUUUUAUCGUUUGAAGUUCAGUUAUGAUAGCUUACGUGGUGAAGUCCUGAAAUCUUGCUUCAUUUAUUGUUCUAUGUUUCCUGAGGAUUAUGAAAUUGAUAAUGAUGAAUUGAUUGAACUUUGGAUUGGAGAAGGGUUUUUGGAUGAAUUUGAGGACAUCUAUGAAGCACGUGAUCAAGGACAUAAGGUUAUUGGAAAUCUGAAGCAUGCGUGUUUAUUGGAGAGCGGUGAAUCUGAAAAGAGAGUUAAAAUGCAUGAUGUGAUUCGUGAUAUGGCUUUAUGGUUAGCUUGUGAAUGUGGGGCGGAGAAGAAAAAGUUUCUAGUAUGCCAAGGUGCUGGUUCAUUUGAAGUACAGGGAGUUGCAAAGUGGAAAGAGGCUCAAAGGAUGUCACUGUGGGAUAGCAGUUUUGAAGAAGUAAUGCCUAAACCACUAUGUUUCCCUAAUCUCUUAACUUUGUUUCUAAGAAAUUGUGUUGGGCUGAAGGCAUUUCCUAGCGGAUUCUUCCAGUUCAUUCCUAUUGUAAGAGUUUUGGACUUGUCAGGUACUCAUCAAUUGACUGAGUUAUCUGGGGGAAUUGAUAAAUUGGUGACCUUACAAUAUCUUAAUCUGUCAAGAACAAAUAUAAGUGAGUUGCCAAUUGAGAUGAAGAAUUUGAAAGAACUAAGGUGCUUGUUGAUGGAUGUUAUGUAUUCACUUUCAAUAAUUCCAUGGCAAGUGAUUUCGAGUUUUUCGUCAUUGCAGUUGCUUAGUAUGUACAAGGCCUACCGCUUUAGUGUGGUUAUGGAAGGUAAUGUUUUAUCUUAUGGUGAUAAAGUCUUACUGGAGGAAUUGGAAAGUUUGGAACAUUUGAAUGAUGUCUCUAUCUCCUUAUUUACGGCCCUUUCUUUCUAUAUAUUGAAGAGCUCCCACAAAUUGCAAAGGUGCAUAAGACGUUUAUGCCUGGAUGACUGUGAGGAUUUGACCUGUUUUGAGCUAUCAUCUUCAUCCAUUAAAAGAAUGGAGCAUCUAGAAAAACUUGAAAUAUGGACUUGCUGUCAAUUAGAGGAUAUGAAAAUUAACAAGGAGGAGAGGCAUGGAUUCAUCCCUGAUGACAUUCUUGACCUGAAGUUCAAUGGAUACUUCUCCAAACUUCAUCAUGUCAUUAUUGUACGUUGCCCUAGAUUGUUGGACCUUAAAUGGCUUAUUUAUGCUCCAAGUCUUCAAAUUCUUUAUGUAGAGGACUGUGCAUUGAUGGAAGACAUAAUGGGUAAUGAUAGUGGAGUUUCAGAAAUUGAUGAAAAUUUAGGCAUAUUUUCAAGACUCAUGUCUCUAAAUUUGAUUAACCUGCCAAGGCUAAAGAGCAUCUAUCCACAGCCCCUACCCUUUCCAUCACUAGAAGAAAUCAAUGUAGUUGCUUGCUUGAUGCUAAGGAGUCUCCCAUUCGAUGUCAAUAGUGCAACCAAGAGUCUAAAGAAGAUUGGAGGAGAACAAAGGUGGUGGGCCAGGCUGCAGUGGGGGGAUGAAACCAUCAAGCAAGCUUUCACUUCAUAUUUCACUCGAAUCUAUAUCUCCCAAUAGAACAUGUGCUGAGUCAACGAAGGAGACCAUAGUGGACAGUUGGGGAGUAUAUGGGAAUAGUGGUGUUCCUUUAUGGACCCAAUUAAUUUCUUCUCCCAUGCUCUCUUGCAAUUGUUGGCCGUUCACUUCCAUGUCUAAGGGUAAGAUUUUGAAGAUUGAUUAGGAGUGGUGGACUACUUGUGGAUGCUAUUUGGGGCAUAGGAUCGAAUGUUCCAGUUAUUAUGUGUGUUUCCUUAGAGCAAAAGCAGAAAUGCCAACCCAGAUAUGGAAGAGAAGGAAAAGGUGAAAAAUGAGGAUUUCAAAAAGAGGGAAAAGAAGGACAAAUCUUGAGAAAAGGUUGAAGAACCAUGUGUGAUGCUACUAGACAGAUGGCCCAGAUAUUGACAAUGGUCAAAAUGAGGCUGCUGGUGGUAAAACAGUGGCCCAAGAAAGGAGAUGAGGGAGGAAUGCUUGUGAGUUGUGAUGGAGCUGCUGCUAAUCUUAUACAAAUAAUAGGGAUGCUAAAGGAGUGUUCUUCCGUCGAAAUUAUGUAAAUUCUCAAGGUAGGAAAAUAUUUAUAUAUUUAUACCUAACCUUAAUCU